GAAAUCAAUUGAAUCUAUCACGGUAGACAAAUAUCCAAGGAAAAGGACAUUAGUGUUCCUCUGCUGGAUUUUCUUUAUCCAGAUUCUUUAGAGCAAGCCAGAAGCAUACUUUUCUUCACCUGUCAGUCUUCUUUCGUGUCAUUUCCUAGCCAAGUAUCAUGGGGCGGAGAAGUUCUGAAUUGGGUGAUCUCCAGUCACGAGAUGAGGAUUGCAGAAUGCACAGCACGCUUUCAGUCUUGAUCCCUGAACUGAAGACGGGUAUGUUUCUUCUCUCCCUACUUUUGUUCUUUGCUCUGUCUAUCUGCAGGGUCUUCUGGUAGAAACUUAGGAUAGGUCGGUAUCGAGAGAGGAUUCGCGUGACGUCUUGUUGAUUUGUUAGUGGUGUUGCAGUAGAUGCGGGUCGUAUCGACCGAACCAUGUAAGCCUUGGAAGUCAGAACUUUGGUUCUGCCGCCAAUUUUUCCGUUGGAGACAGGGGAGGCAGAGUACAUGUUGGCCUUUGCCCAUGCAGUGGGUCACAGUAAUCAGCUUGGCAUGUGAAAUUGAAAGCGAAUGGAAGGAUUAAGGAAGGAGGAUUUGUUCGACUUCAAGAACCCGCUGGUUCCACCAGAGAAUCCCAUCGGGGAUGAGAUCGUGUAUUUCCAUCCAGUGUCGGACUGUAGCAUCUACAGAGUCCCAAAAUCGAUACGCGAUGGAUAUGAAAAGGCAUUCAGCCCUCGAUUCGUUUCCCUUGGGCCAUUUCACCAUCACAUCAAGGAUCUGCUAGCAUCGGGGCAUAAGGAAAGUUACUUCGACGACUUUGUGCGAGAGAGCAAGCUAAGCGCACAACAUCUGUUCGAGUUCGUCAAGGGAAGGGAAGAAGCCAUUCGCAAGUGCUAUGCAGAGACAAUUGAGCUAAAAAGCAACGGCCUUGCGAGAUGUGUUCUAGUGGACGCUGUUUUCGUCAUCGAGAUCUUAUUGAAGAAUAGAGAUCGCAGCUUAGUAGGUGAGAACGAUCGGAUAUUCAAAAAGCCGUGGCUGAUUAACGACAUGAAAUACGACAUCUUGAAGAUGGAAAAUCAGAUCCCUUUUGCCAUCCUUGAGGACCUCUUAGCUUUGCACCAAUCAACCAAAGAGUCUGAUGUUGAAAGGCUCUCUCUUGGUGUUCUCACACAUGAAUUCUUCAAGUUGCAGUUAGGAGGCAUUACAGAGAUUGCGGAUGACUUUGCCAAGGUCUGCUCCAUGAAAUCAAGGAACUUUGUGGAUGCGCUCAGAAACUAUAACUUGCCAUCAGUGGCGCCGUCGUGGCCUAAGAAAGAUCUCAAGAGUCUAGCCACUCCAAGCGUGAUGGAGCUGAGCCAAGCUGGGGCCAAGUUCCACAUCGGCUCGGGGAAGAGUUUAUUCGACAUACGAUUCUCCAAUGGAACGAUUGAAAUCCCGAAACUGACCAUAUACUACGGAGCAGAUGUACUAUUCAGAAAUCUCAUCGGCUUUGAGAAAUGCAACUUCCACGAGAACUACAUUAAUGACUACAUCAUCUUCAUCGGUCAUCUUGUUCACUCUCCAGAGGACGUGGAGAUGCUAGUGGAGGAAGGAAUUAUCCGCAUCAGUACAUGGGACAGCAAAGAAGUUUUCGGGCUCAUCAAGAGCCUUGCGAAAGGAACGAGGUUCGUUCCGGAGGAUUUCUACUUCUCCGGUCUCUGUGCCGAGCUGAAUGAGUACUACAGAAUCCCUUGGCACAGGUGGAAGGCGACCCUGAAGCGGGACUACUUCAACAGUCCAUGGUCCAUCAUAUCCGUCGUUGCAGCCGUCAUUCUUCUCCUGCUCACUUUGGUACAGACGGUGUUCUCUGUUAUUUCUAAAUAGGCCCGCUCCAAUUUGAAAGUUUUGAUGCACAUAUACGCUCUAUUUUUGGUAGUCCAGUGGUGUCGACUUACUUCUUCAAAGUAGAUGAGCACAAACGUCAAUAAUGUAAAAAGACGAGUCUCUAAAUAUCUCAGAAAACUUUCUAUUAUAGUAUUUCAAUGUAAAAUGGCGAUUUGUCCCUUGCACUCGCAUCAA
Messenger RNA from Syzygium oleosum, 2039 nucleotides. Its product is annotated as UPF0481 protein At3g47200-like. Bases 552 to 1844 code for a protein of 430 amino acids. The transcript is spliced from 2 exons. The record is from RefSeq and is a predicted model, not a curated record. NCBI's taxonomy places the organism in Eukaryota, Viridiplantae, Streptophyta, Magnoliopsida, Myrtales, Myrtaceae.